AUAUUAUCAUAAACCGGAACGAUGUUAAUUUUGUAUCCUUACUUUUAUCUAUUUUUAUGGGAAAUGUCUAAUAAUACUUUACUGCAUGCGAACUGAGCCAGUCAAUGGAAAAAUUAGGGAUGGAUAAGUCUAAAAAGAAAGGAAUUACUUGGGGCGAAGCGGCGAAAAUUGUUCUGGAGAAUGCAAAGAAACCCUUGAAUCAUAAGGAGAUACUAAAUGCAAUCCUCGAUCAAAAGCUGAAAGAGGUCUCUUUAAAAUUUUCGCAAGCUCUGGCCUGUCUUAAUGCAAUGCUUCAUGCGAACUCGAGGACACCAGCUUCUCUUUUUGCCAAAGUAACGGGUAAAACUAAUGGAAGAGGAACUUGUUAUCAACUAAAUAAAAAGCACCAAGAUAGUGUUGAAUCUUCAGAAUCCGAGACUGAUUCCCCAGAUUCAAGUUCCAACGAGGGUGAUAUUAAGGUCGAAGAAAAGGAAGAAAGUCCUUCCCAAGUUUCAUCAGAAAGCUCGUCCCAAAACAGUAACAUUUCACCAUCAGGAUCAUUGCCACCAAUUAGCAUUAUGUUGGGAUCUUACCAAAACAGGACGGGUUCAACUUCAGUUGCCUCAUCCCUCGAAUGUGCGAUUGCCAAUUCACGUCUAAGUAGCCUGAUAGCGCCAUCGUCUGAUAGUCCUCCCGCUGGCUCUUCAAUGGCCAAGAAAAGACGGAUUAAACCUUGUUUUCGAGAUGGCUCAUCUUCAAAGAAAGGAAGGGUCACUUUUAAAUUGGAUGAUGAAAAGAAAGAUAGUGAGAAUUCUAGGGAACGAAUACCUGUGAAAACCAAAGCUGAAUUAAAAUACAUGGGUGAUGACAAUUCUGGUGUAUCUCAAAACUUUAUCCCUCCUAUCCUACGACCACCCAUGUACCCCACACAUACCGUGGUCAAGAACUCGUCAUCAGGAUAUUUCGGACAAAAACGCUACAAGAAAAUGAGUGUCGCUGCUCAAAUGAAACGCUCGAAAGAAGGUCAAGUCGACCUCGUGUCGCCCGACUCUAUUUUAUCCAAAAUAAACGGCAGAACGCUGUUCAACUUCGAAACAUUUAAUCUUCUCCCGAAACUUUACCAGUAUCAUUUGGUGAAACUUUUACCACAAAUCGAUCAAGAAACUGACGAAAAGGGUGAAUUGAAACCAACCAACACAGCAUUCAGCAACGAAUUUUUCACUAGUGCUUUUGAUUCUUGGAAGGAACGUCUGAGCGAAGGCGAGUUUACUCAAGAAAUGAAUCAGAAGAUACAACUGGAACAAGAUAGAAAAUUUAACCAAGAUCCUUGGAAGAUAAAGCAUUUUGAGUCAGUAUGGGGAGAAAAGUUACAGGAAAGUACAAGAUACACAUCACCAGUUGUAAGGAGCCAUCACAUCAUGGAACAGGUAAGAGUUGAAUGGGACAAAGAACAAGAAUUAAUUGCCAAGGAAAAGGAAGAAAAAGAAAGACUUGCCGAGGAGAAGGAGAAAGAAUCAAAAGAGUCGCGAGAAAACACGGAUUUAAGCGCUCCGAAUAAAAUACAGAAAAACGCAACGGGAAAAAAUGUUCCAUCCAAACAAAAUGCAGCCUUAGUACGCCAACAGAAACUCGCUAAGGCGAAAAGUGUUUCGAAUAAAGCUCUCAAAGAUACCAAGUCGUUGAAAGGUACCGCGAAGAGCGUAGCGAAGAAUGGGACCGAGCAAAACGGUAAGGGGAAGUCACGACCUAAAGCAAAACAGACCAAAGGGAAAAGCGAGAUAAAUGCAAACGACGAAUCCUCGGAGGUAACAAGUGAGGAAACUACCAGCUUGGUUGAAAACGACAAAUCAUUAGCAGAUACGGAACCUAUUCAACCUUCACUUUCUGAGGCGAGCGACGUAUCAGAGCCGACACCGACAACGUUUUUGGACACUGGUCAGCGCACAACAGCGAAAGAAAAACCGAACAAAAAGUCAAGUAACAGUAAGAAAAAGAAAGACGAACCAUCGAAAACGAUAAACAGUGCGCAUGCCUUAAAUUUGCCGUGUUUGUGUAUUUUGAAACCAAUGGUUAAAUGUCUUCGUUGCGGGGCGUUUUGUCAUUCAGACUGUAUUAAUCCGAUGUCAUUGUGUACUGUUUGUGCGGCUUAAAGAAUUUGUUUGUGAGUAGAAUGAAUUGAAUUAUUUUUAAAUGCCAAA
Xenia sp. Carnegie-2017 is the source of this 2177-nucleotide messenger RNA. RefSeq names its product putative Polycomb group protein ASXL2. The record is from RefSeq and is a predicted model, not a curated record. The transcript is spliced from 15 exons. Bases 105 to 2129 code for a protein of 674 amino acids. Lineage: Eukaryota; Metazoa; Cnidaria; Anthozoa; Malacalcyonacea; Xeniidae. Gene Ontology annotation, biological process: animal organ morphogenesis; positive regulation of transcription by RNA polymerase II. Gene Ontology annotation, molecular function: DNA binding; chromatin binding. Gene Ontology annotation, cellular component: PR-DUB complex.